AUGACAUUUAUUCAACAGCUUCAACUCUUCGAACAGUAUGCCAUAAUCCUCGGGUGCAUCGCCUGCAAUCAGGGGAUCGUGGCCAGUGAGAGGACCGAUUGCGCCUGCCUGCCGGGUUACACCGGUGCUGACUGUACGGCCUGCCCGGCGGGGUGGUACAAGGAGCUGUACGGGGACUCCCCCUGUAUUCAGUGCCCGGCUGGCCUCUUCCAGCCCAGCACGGGUUCCUCGGUAUGUAGGUCCUGCGGCAUCAACCAGUACUCCGGGGUGGCCGCUCUCUCCUGCACCCCGUGCCCCGCCAACACCAUAUCCAACGAGAGCAACCCGUCGAUCUAUGGCUGUGUGUGCAAGAUGGGGUACGGCGCGCUGGACCCGAACCAGUGCAGCCUGUGCGUCCCGGGCAAGUACAAGUCCUCCAACGCGCUGGAGCUAUGCACCGACUGCCCUUCCAAUCGCGUGAGCCCCUACGGCAGCACCACCCAGUUCCAUUGCGUCUGCCGGGCGGGCUACUACAGGGACUCCAACUUCUACUGCCAGCCGUGCCCGCUGGGCCUCUGGAAGGAGAGCGACGGCGAUGCGGAAUGCACGGCCUGCCCCAUACACUCUACCACGCUGGUCAAGGGCGGUGCGGCGAUCUCGGCCUGCCAGUGCGAGCCGGGUUAUUUCGAGGCCGACGCACAGGUGUGCAGCCCCUGCCCCUCGUCCUUCUACAACCCGGACUACAACGUCUCUCUAUGCAGGCGCUGCCCCGACUUCUCCUACAGCCCGGUGGCCAGCAAGGAGAUCACCUCCUGCCAGUGCUACCGCGGCUAUGGUUGGAAUGGAACGGCCUGCGUGGAAUGCCCGGCUGGAAGUUACAAGUCCUACAUGGGCGUGGGCUCCUGUGUCCCGUGCCCGGAGGGUUCGACCUCCCUGCCUGCCAAUUCGGACGUGCUCAAGUGCUACUGCAAGCCGGGCUACACCGGGAAUAACGGCGCCGUCUGCACCCCGUGCGACUACAACACAUACAAGCCCGAGCCCUACUCCGGGCUCUGCAGCGCCUGCCCUCCCCACAUGGUCACCGCAGGGAGAGGCUCUAUCGAUGUCUCCCAGUGUGUCUGCGACGUGGGCUAUUACUACAAGACCUCGGACCGUGUGUGUGUCCCCUGUGGGAUAGGCACUUACAGGGAUUCGCUGGGGCUCGCCUCCUGUAUCACCUGCCCGAACAACCAGUCCACCGUGGGCCAGGCUGCUGCAUCGGUGGCGGACUGCGUGUGCGGCGCCGGCUUCACGGGGAAGGACGGGGAGGCCUGCCAGGCCUGCAUGCCCGGGAGCUUCCGGUCCUCUUCGGACAGCGAGCCGCUGAAGAACAUCAAUUAUGCCAGCCUUUUCGCCCCUUCUGGUAGUAUCCCGGCCAUCGCACCGCGGUAUAGGACCGUCGAUGCCGUGUUCGUCUUCGAUGUCGUGUUCCCCUCUAGCAUACCACAGGGUAUGAAGCUGCUGGAGUUCGGGGGGAGCGACGUGGGGGUGUGGAUCGGGGUCGUGUCCGUGGGGGGUGCCUGGGUCAUGAGGGCAAGGGCGGGGGAUGGCUCUCAGACGAUCACAUCCGGCGUCUCCUACACUGGCCUGGCCUACGCGGAGAUGCCAAGAUAA
Messenger RNA from Guillardia theta CCMP2712, 1632 nucleotides. RefSeq lists its product as hypothetical. Bases 1 to 1632 code for a protein of 543 amino acids. NCBI's taxonomy places the organism in Eukaryota, Cryptophyceae, Pyrenomonadales, Geminigeraceae. The transcript has 2 exons. Gene Ontology annotation, biological process: axon guidance. Gene Ontology annotation, molecular function: transmembrane-ephrin receptor activity. Gene Ontology annotation, cellular component: neuron projection. The record is from RefSeq and is a predicted model, not a curated record.